Molecule: messenger RNA, 1877 nt
Organism: Saccostrea echinata
Lineage: Eukaryota; Metazoa; Mollusca; Bivalvia; Ostreida; Ostreidae
Exons: 7
Coding region: 170-1453 (427 amino acids)
Molecular function (GO): protein binding
Source: RefSeq, a predicted model, not a curated record
GUUCUGCAAUUUUGUACAGUUUUACCAUUAUUUAAGGAUGAAGACGAUAUCUGAUAUUAAGUAGGCAUAUUGGAAAGCCAGAAAUAUGCUCCAGAAUUUUUACAACAGUAUAUAUUGCCCAGUAAUCGUGAUUAUUUUAAAUGUAUGUUUGAAAUAAUGAAAAAGAGAAAUGGGAACAAACUUUCCAAAUGAAGUACUGGAGAAUAUUUUCAAGCAUAUGGAUGCGAGAAGCUUCAUGCUUAACAAGAAGGUGUGUAUUCGUUGGAAAGAAAUCAUUUCUAAGAUGGAACAGAUGGGAAACGUAUGGCUGGAUUUCUGCCUCCUAGAAAUCCCUAAGUGGAUUUUGAUUGAUAUCUCGAAACUUUACCAUGAUUUGGUGGAAACAAGUAAAGGAGAUAUUUUUUAUCACAUGCUCUCUAAGAUGGGAUGGAUAUUCUGGAAGGAAAUAUUUAAAGAAUAUGUAAGAGCAAGUCAUGUGAAACAGGAUCUCUAUGUCAUGACAAAUGUGAAAUAUAACCCAGACUUUGGUCAAGUGACAGCACUGGCAUUUAAUGAUUUGGUUUUGUAUAGUGGUUUUGAAAAUGGGGGUGUUUGUCUUUGGAAGAAUUUAGACACUUGUCAAAAGAGCACAAAAGUAAUAGAUUUAGUUUACUCUCCAGUGCAGGCAAUUUACUGUAACCCAAAAGGAAGUAUGACCUCUCAGCUUCAGGGUGUGAGUAAAAAGACUGAGACACUUAUGGUGGUGUACAAAGAUAAGGUGAAACUUUGCAGAAAUGAAGAUAAGAAAUCAAAAGACAAUGCAGCACUUUGGCAAUGGCAACAAGAAAUUUCUAGGAAACCAUGUGAAAAUCCCCAUGAGUUUUGCUCCAUACCUGGUGGCCAUUUGUCUUCCUUUGAGUGGUACUCUGGUGGUUACAUCCACCACGCAGAAGAAACCACAAAACGGAUUAGUGUCUGUGAUGAUUUGCUGGAUGGCAAUAUCACAGCUGCAGCAGCCAGCAAAGGAAAGAUUGUAUUUGGAAAGAAUUCAGGGGAAGUUUUCUUCAUCACCAGUAGUUCUUCUGUAACGAUGUUGGAUAAUUUGGGCUCCAGUGUCCGAUGGUUGAUCAUCAAAGGAAGAACAAUUCUGUGUUUAACUGAUGAUUCAAACAUCCAUGUAUCAGCUAACUUUGCUACAUUUCGUAAACUAGAUGCCCACAAAGCCUUUGGUUGCCAUGUGGAAUGCAUAGCAUGGCAUGCAUCAAUACUAGUGAUUGGAACAAAAUAUGGUGUCAUUCAUGUAUAUCAUGUUCCCACAGAAGAAAGUCUACUAAAAUUAGAUCUAAGCAAAUCUACUGUGAUUCAUCUGAACUCUGAACAUGUGAAUGCCAUAGCAAUAGGGGAUGAUGGGAGUAGACCAGUGGUUGCCGUGGCAACAGAUACUGUUGGAAUCAUGCAUGUUAUCCGUUGGUAAAUUUUGUUCUUAGAUUCAAAGUUUUGUUUUUGAAUAUUCUUGAGUAUACAAUAUUAGUGAUUGCUCAGAAAUCUACAUUUUGAUAUGCAAUGUACCAAGGAAAUCUCAAUUUGUUAAGUUUUAGACUUUAAUUAAAAACUUGAUUGUUUUUGGUAUUUUCCAUCCUUUUCCCAUUAUUUUUAGCUGUCAUUCACAAGAAAUCCUUGAAAUGAAAAGUUAAUACUUUCUCAUUGACUGUAAGUUUGUUUAAUAUGUAUAACUUUGCCAUCACACAAAAUUUAUAUGUGGAAUUUUUUCUACAACUAGCAUUGUAUUUAUUUAAAACAAUAUCUUGCCAUAAUGAGCAAAUUAAAGAUGAAAAUAUCUUGGACAAAGAAAAAAAAUCUUGUUAAAAAUUGAAAAUAAACAGGAAACUACAAGUAUA